Molecule: messenger RNA, 819 nt
Organism: Ichthyophthirius multifiliis
Lineage: Eukaryota; Ciliophora; Oligohymenophorea; Hymenostomatida
Product: leucine rich repeat protein
Exons: 5
Molecular function (GO): protein binding
Source: RefSeq, a predicted model, not a curated record
AUGGGAAAACCUUUAACAGAAGAUCUAAUAAAAUAAAAAACCAAAACAGAAGCAAUACAUUUAGUAAAAAACCUUAAUCUAUGGGGAUAAGAACUAGAUGAUUUACACGUUUUAAAAGGAAUGCCUAAUUUAGAAGUAUUAUCUUUAUCAGUAAAUUAAAUAUCAUCUUUAAAAUAUAUAAAAUGCUGUUUAAAAAUAAAAGAAUUAUAUUUAAGAAAAAAUUCUAUAUAAGAUAUUACAGAAAUUAGACAUUUAGUUAAUUUACCUGAGCUAAAAGUUUUAUGGCUUUGUGAUAAUCCUUGUGCCAACAUUCCUAAUUACAGAGAAACUGUAAUUAAAUCUUUACCAAAUUUAUAAAAAUUAGAUAAUACUCCUAUAACAUAAGAAGAAAUUAAUUAAGCAUAAGCCUUUAAUGUUGAUUUUAUUGAUCUUAGUAGGAAUAAUUCAUCUUGUUCUUAAAAAAACACGCCUCCUAAUAAUAUAAUAAAAAUAUCUAAAUUAAUUAACCAAAUGAUAAUAAAUAUGGAGUAUAAAAUAAUAAUCUAUAUAAUAAAAUAUAUAUAAAUAUUAAUUAAUAAAUAGAUUCCAAAUAAUAAUUUUAUUGAUAAUGAAAAAAAUAUGAAUAAGAAUUAAAAUAUUGUUAUUGCAAUCCUUUCCCUUGUCAAAGAGUUGGAUUCAAAUAGUUUAGAAAUUAUUAAAAGAGAUAUCGAUAAGAGAUUAAGAUAAAUAAAUUUAACAAUUGAUAUUGAUAUAUAAGAUUUCAUAUAUUAUUUGGAUUCUAAUUUACUUUUUUAAAUGGACUUCUAGUUUAUUGAGUGA